UGCGGGUUGCUGCUGCUUCUCUCGGGUUGGGUGUCGCUUCCCUGCGCGGGACCUUCUCCACGAUGGCCGAGGAGGAUCCUUUCUGCCGCUACCGCUCCCCUCUCGUCUCGCGCUACGCCAGCCCCGACAUGGCUUUUAACUUCAGCGAGAGGAAGAAGUUCAGCACCUGGCGGCGCCUCUGGCUUUAUUUGGCCAAGGCUGAGAAGUCACUGGGUCUACCCAUCACAGAUGAGCAAAUACAGGAAAUGGAAGCAAAACUAGACAGCAUAGAUUUCAAGAUGGCAGCUGAGGAGGAGAAACGAUUACGUCAUGAUGUAAUGGCCCAUGUGCAUACAUUUGCCCACUGUUGUCCAAAGGCUGCAGGAAUAAUUCACCUUGGAGCAACUUCCUGCUACGUGGGAGAUAAUACGGACUUGAUAGUUAUCCGGGAUGGAUUCAACCUGCUUCUUCCCAAGCUUGCCAGGGUGAUCAGCCGUCUUGCAGACUUUGCUGAGAAGUAUGCUGACUUGCCCACCUUGGGCUUCACUCACUACCAGCCUGCCCAGCUGACUACUGUGGGUAAACGCUGUUGUCUGUGGAUCCAAGAUCUCUGCAUGGACCUCCACAAUCUUGAGCGGGCACGAAAUGAGUUGAGAUUUCGUGGUGUAAAAGGCACCACUGGUACACAGGCCAGCUUUUUGCAGCUUUUUGAAGGAGAUCAUGAGAAAGUGGAGGAGCUGGACAGGCUGGUGACUGCAAUGGCGGGAUUUAAGCGCGCUUAUAUCGUCACAGGGCAGACGUACAGUCGCAAAGUGGAUAUUGAAGUUAUUUCUGUUCUGGCCAGUCUAGGGGCAUCUGUACAUAAGAUAUGUACUGAUAUUCGCCUUCUGGCCAACCUCAAAGAAUUAGAGGAACCUUUUGAGAAAGACCAAAUUGGUUCAAGUGCCAUGGCUUAUAAACGGAAUCCCAUGCGUUCAGAGCGAUGUUGCAGCUUAGCUCGUCAUCUUAUGAUUCUGAUCCAGGACCCCCUUCAGACAGCAUCUGUGCAGUGGUUUGAGCGCACUUUAGAUGAUAGUGCAAACAGGCGCGUGUGUUUACCUGAAGCCUUCCUCACUGCUGACAUAAUACUUAGCACCCUACAAAAUAUCUCUGAAGGUCUUGUGGUAUAUCCCAAGGUUAUUGGAAGACGUAUUCAGCAAGAGUUGCCUUUCAUGUGUACAGAAAAUAUUAUCAUGGCUAUGGUGAAAGCUGGGGGCAAUCGCCAGGAUUGUCAUGAGAAGAUAAGGGUUCUGUCCCAGCAGGCAGCUGCUGUUGUGAAGCAAGAAGGGGGUGAUAAUGACCUCAUUGAACGUAUUCGUGCGGAUCCUUAUUUCAGCCCUAUUCAUGGAGAACUGGAAUCUCUUUUGGAGCCCAAAUCCUUUACUGGACGUGCUUCCCAGCAGGUAGCAAGAUUCCUAAAAGAAGAGGUCCACCCCGUGCUUACCCCUUAUAAGAGCAAGAUGGAUGUGACAAUGGAGCUGUCUCUUUGAAUUAUUAUUCAGUUAGUAUUUCAUUAGGGUAUUUGUGGGGAAGAUAAUAAAAUAUAUUUCAAAACAGA
Messenger RNA from Lacerta agilis (Sand lizard), 1576 nucleotides. RefSeq names its product adenylosuccinate lyase (gene ADSL). Gene Ontology annotation, molecular function: N6-(1,2-dicarboxyethyl)AMP AMP-lyase (fumarate-forming) activity; (S)-2-(5-amino-1-(5-phospho-D-ribosyl)imidazole-4-carboxamido) succinate lyase (fumarate-forming) activity. The record is from RefSeq and is a predicted model, not a curated record. Lineage: Eukaryota; Metazoa; Chordata; Lepidosauria; Squamata; Lacertidae. The coding region runs from base 63 to 1508 and encodes 481 amino acids. Gene Ontology annotation, cellular component: cytosol. Gene Ontology annotation, biological process: 'de novo' AMP biosynthetic process. The transcript is spliced from 13 exons.